ACAGUUUGUGGGGGUGUGCAUGUUCUCGUGGAAGACUUCUGUGACCAAAUGUUCCAGAGCAGCCUUUAUAAGGGUCAUCCCAGGUGUGGCAUUGACUAGAGAGGACAUGAGAAGGCAAGUAGUGAUCACUAAACAGCUAAAAGGAGGAUGUGCAGGGAUGAGACCCAUGGACCACAGCAUGCUGAAAUGUCUCUUCUCUCUACUCUUGCUAACAGUGUCUGCAGCAGACCCUCCAUCCAAUGCAGCCAUUUUAGCCAGUGAAAUGACUCCAGGCAAUGCAUCCAAUACAGCCAGUGCAGGCCAAGCAGCCAAUACAGCCACAACAUCCUGUACAACACGUCGAUGUCUGGCCAGCAUGCUGAUUGCGAAAGAAGCUCUGAGUCAGCCACAGUCUCCAUCAUGCAUCUCAAAAAUCAGUGUGCCGUUAAUAGUGUAUGAAACUCUGUCUGUCGACACAAAAGAUCUCCGCUUCGAGAGUCAGCUGCAAGUCAUGUUGUCUUGGGAAGACCCUGAUUUAUCAUGGAACACAUCAGUCUAUCAUCAUCAUAUGGUGGUCCUGCCUGUCAGCAAAAUCUGGACUCCUGAACUCCAUGUGACUAAUGGAGUGCAAACAACGAUAAAGCACAGCAACAAGGAUUUGCUGGUGCACAGCAACGGGACUAUAGAGCACAUGGUCAUCAUGAACACUGUGGUGGGCUGUGAGGUCAAUCUGUACAAUUACCCCUUCGCUUCAGAUUUCUGCCCCAUCGCCAUCAAUGUAUGGGCACUUAAAGGAUGUGGCAUGUUCCUGAACUUUGGGGCUGUGAGCACAACUAGUGCAAACCGUGGGGACUGGCUAACCGAGGACGUGAAACUCGAUGCUAAAGGAGGCAGAGAUGAUCGCAACUAUCUAUGGGUGUCGCUGAAAAUGCGGUCCGAAAACCCGUUUUUGUCCCUGGUUCUGCCCAGUAUACUGAUCAUUGUGGCUGAUGUGGUGAGCUUCGCCCUGCCGCUGGGAGGGGGCGAGCGUAUCUCAUUCAAGGUUACACUGGUUCUCAGCUUCAUCAUGUUCCUCAUCAUCCUCAACGACCUACUGCCUGGAGGAGGCCAGUGCAGCCCCAUCAUCCGAAAGCACUUCUGUUUCUGUUUGGUCAUCCUGGUGUUGAGCACGUUGCAGUCUAUGGUGCUCACACGUCUGGCUAAGUGUGGUACUCUCUGGCCCUGCAGCCUCUCCAAGUCCAAAGACUCACUGCUUAAAGACACAGACAAUGAAGAGGAAUCCAAGUCUGAUAUUAAAGCCUCUGAGGACGAGAACACAGCCCUCCAGAAGGUGGUGAAGUUUCUCAACAAAAUGGCUGCACAAGACCAGACAAAAGCUAUACACCAUCGCUUUGCCAACAAAGUGGACUUGAUCUGUUUCUGUAUCUAUCUCACUGUCCUCAUUGUUUACGCAGUCGUCAUUUUAUAUUUCUCCUUUGGUUCUCGAUGUGAGAUCAACCAAUUAGAUUUCUGGUCAUAAAUUCUUUAUUCGCUUUUAACAACCAUAUUUCAAUAAAUAUUGGUGUAUUUGGGUCUUCAGAAAUUUUGCAAGCACUAACAAAAAGCUAUUUUUUUUGAGUCUCUGGAUAAAAUAAAUAGAUGUUUAUUCUUAAGUAGGGCUUUAACAAUAUUUAUUUAAACAUGUUUAGAACUAGCCAGUCAUGUGUAAUAAUACAUUUAGCAAUUAGGGCUCUAAUGAAUACAUGUAAUGGGGACUGUAGUGCUAUAAUCCCCCAGAAUAGAACCUUAGAACUCUAAUGAAUACAUGUAAAGUGGACUGUAUUAGUAGUGUGGAAACAAAUGAACAGUGUGUUAUUUCCUGUGAAGGCCUUAUAUUAUCUCCUAACUAAGCAGGUUCUCAACCUCAGGCUGAGAUAUCAAAUAGUCUCACGAUCAUCUCCUCCACCUGCGCUGGGCUGUAUUUGUGGUAUCUCUCAGGGUGUUUGGAGAAAUCAGCAUGGUCACAUCUGUGUAAAGUACAGGUAAAUGACCAUAAUAAAGGAAUAUCACUGUA
Salmo salar (Atlantic salmon) is the source of this 2032-nucleotide messenger RNA. Its product is annotated as ligand-gated cation channel ZACN. The record is from RefSeq and is a predicted model, not a curated record. Gene Ontology annotation, molecular function: extracellular ligand-gated monoatomic ion channel activity; transmembrane signaling receptor activity. Lineage: Eukaryota; Metazoa; Chordata; Actinopteri; Salmoniformes; Salmonidae. Gene Ontology annotation, biological process: monoatomic ion transmembrane transport. Gene Ontology annotation, cellular component: membrane.